Pseudozyma flocculosa PF-1 is the source of this 1635-nucleotide messenger RNA. RefSeq lists its product as uncharacterized. The transcript is spliced from 2 exons. The coding region runs from base 1 to 1635 and encodes 544 amino acids. NCBI's taxonomy places the organism in Eukaryota, Fungi, Basidiomycota, Ustilaginomycetes, Ustilaginales, Ustilaginaceae. Gene Ontology annotation, molecular function: tRNA binding; ATP binding; phenylalanine-tRNA ligase activity. The record is from RefSeq and is a predicted model, not a curated record. Gene Ontology annotation, biological process: phenylalanyl-tRNA aminoacylation. Gene Ontology annotation, cellular component: cytoplasm; cytosol; phenylalanine-tRNA ligase complex.
AUGGCGGCUCCGCAGAGGAUGAGCGGCGACCCGACGCCCGAGGCGCUCCUCGCCGUCCUCGACGCCGCGGGCACCAUCGCCGACUCGCGCCUCAUCGCGCCCGACGUCCAGAUCACCGCCGACCCCACCCCGUCCGAGCAGGACCCCGCCAAGCGCGCAGAGGCCAACGAGAGCAUCUUCAAGGAGCGCGCACGGUGGCAGCUCGCCCUCUCCGACGUGCUCAAGAGCCUGCUCAGCAAAGAGAUGGUCACGUCCGAGAAGCUCGAGGAGCAGACGUCGAGCCCGCUGCCCAACGGCUUCGCGCUGCUGGCGCAGGGUUCGCCCGAGAUCCGGUUGGUCAAGGCGCUACCGGACGAGGAGGGCGUGGGCAAGUCGAUGGCCGAGCUCAAGGAGCUGCUGGGCGCCGACGUGCUGCGCGACGGCCAGUCGAACGCCUUCCGCAACAAGUGGGCCAGGAAGCUGCCGGACGGCACCUUUGGCAGGACCGAGCUGACGCUGGGCAAGGCCGACGGCGAGCUGCGCGACGAGAUCCGCGAGCAGCUCGACGAGGUGCUCAAGACGGGCACCGUCGCCGGCGGCGCCGGCGGCAGCGGCAGCGACGAAAAGAAGCUCGCCGAGCUGCGCAAGCGCAAGCUGGUGGCGACGCGCAAGCUCGUCUACUUUUCCAUUGCCAAGGGCCCGCAGUUUGCGACGACGAUCCAGAAGCUCGAGACGGACCUGAGCUUUGAGAUGCUCCAGUCGGGCUCGUGGAAGACGGCGCCGUUCAAGCGCUACAACUUUGACGCCGAGGGCGCCGUGCCGGCGUCGGGGGCGCUCCACCCGCUGCUCAAGGUGCGCGAGGAGUUCCGCAACAUCUUCUUCGAGAUGGGCUUCACCGAGAUGCCCACCAACCGCUUUGUCGAGUCGAGCUUCUGGUGCUUCGACUCGCUCUUUGUGCCGCAGCAGCACCCGGCGCGCGACGUCCAGGACACCUUCUUUAUCCGCGAUCCGGCCUACGCCGAAGAGAUCCCCGAAGACUACCUGGAGCGCGUGACGCGCGUGCACCAGGAGGGCGGCUUCGGCUCGCUCGGCUACCGCUACCCCUUUGACCGCAAGGUGACGGAGCGCCUCGUGCUGCGCACCCACACGACGGCCGUGUCGUCGGCUAUGCUCUACAAGAUCGCCAACCAGCCGGGCGGAUUCCGGCCCGCCAAGCUCUUUUCCAUCGACCGCGUCUUCCGAAACGAGGCCGUCGAUGCCACCCACCUCGCCGAGUUCCACCAGGUCGAGGGCGUCGUGGCCGACUACAACAUCACCCUCGGCGACCUCAUCGGCUUCAUGGAAAUCUUUUUCAAAAAGAUGGGCGUCACCGACCUGCGCUUCAAGCCGGCCUACAACCCGUACACGGAGCCGUCGCUGGAAAUCUUCAGCUACCACAAGGGCCUCAAGCGCUGGGUCGAGGUGGGAAACAGCGGCAUGUUCCGCCCCGAGAUGCUCCGCCCCAUGGGCCUCCCCGACGGCGUCAACGUCCUCGGAUGGGGACUCAGCCUCGAGCGCCCCACCAUGAUCCGCUACGCCGUCAAGGACAUCCGCGAGCUCGUCGGCCACAAAGUGCCCAUCAGCAGCGUCGAAAAGGCGCCCGCCACACGCUUCUAG